AUGAAGGGCAUCCGCCGAUCCCUCAACAAGGACCGCAUCGGCGCACCGACCGGCGUCGUCAAGACGUCCGGCGCCACGUCUGGCGGCCCUCCUUACGGCCAGCGGCCCGUCGUCGCUCGGGCACCCGCACCACCCCAGCGCGUCAUCCGCGCGACCGCCGCCUACCGGGCCCGCACCGCCCAGGAGCUCAGCUUCGAGGAGGGCGACUUCUUCCACGUCGUGAGCGACGAGGGCGGCGAGGACUGGUUCGACGCGGCCAACCCGAUGACGGGCGCGCGAGGGCUCGUCCCCUCGUCGCACUUCCAGGUCCUCGGCCGCAACGUGCGCGAGACCGGCCUGCAGGGCCCGGGCAAGAAGUCGUCGACGGGGAGCGGGAGCGAUCGUGGGAGCGGGUCGGGCGGCAGCCCGUACGGCGCGGCGGCGGCAGGAGGGCGCAGCGGGAGCUCGGCGAGCAAGCACCAGCCGCUGUACGGCGUCGUCCAGUACGACUUUGUCGCCGAGCGGCCCGACGAGCUCGACGCCAAGCGCGGCGAGCCCAUCAUCGUCAUCGCGCAGUCCAACCACGAGUGGUUCGUCGCCAAGCCGAUCGGCCGCCUCGGCGGGCCCGGCCUGAUUCCUGUCGCGUUCGUCGAGAUCCAGGACAUGGCGACGGGCAAGCCGGUCGAGAACGUCGAGGAGCUCAUCCGCAGCGCCGUCGUGCCCAAGGUCGAGGAGUGGAAGAAGAUGACGGCCGACUACAAGCAGGCGUCGAUCCCGCUCGGCCGGUUCGACUUUGCCGACACGUCGAGCGCCGCCGCUCCCUCCACGGCCUCGUCAUCGGCCGCCGCCGCCGCACCCGCCCCGACUUCUGCCCCUCCUCUUCAAGCCAUCCCCUCCCCGAACGGCGUCGACCACGACCAGGCGUACGACCAGGCGUACGACUCGCCGACCGGCGACGCCCUCAGCCCUCGACAAGGCGGGUACGACCCGCGGUACUCGUACACGCGCGAGCGGCGGCAGUACGGCCUCGUCACGUCGGCGUCGGUCGAGUCGUUCCACCAGGAGGAGGGCUCGUUCUGGUUCCACCUGCGCGCCUUCUUCUCGACCGGCGCCAGCCUCGUCCUGUACCGCCUGUACCAGGACUUCUACGACUUCCAGAUCGCGCUCAUGGACGAGUUCCCUGUCGAGGCGGGCCGAGUCGCCGGCGACGACGGCCGCACCGAGCGCAUCCUGCCCAUGAUGCCCGGGCCGACGACGAGCGAGGACGAGAACGUGUGCUCGCAGCGCGUUAUCGACCUGUCGAUCUACCUGUCGGACCUGUGCGCCCUCCCCGAGCACAUCCGGGCCUCGGGUCUCAUGUACGAGUUCCUCGUGCCUCGAGCCGGCGACGUCGAGGUCGCGCCAGGGCACGCCGGGUACGGCGCCGACGCGUCGCCCGCGCCGAGCCAGGGCAUCGAGAACCAGUACGGCGAGCUCGUCGACUACCUCGACCAGCUCGACAGCAACCAAUACGACCAGGGCUACUACGACCAGCCUCCUCGGUCGGCCGAGUCGACACGUCCGCCGAUGGGCACGGCCAACCAGGGCGCGGCCUUCAUCAAGAUCAAGAUCUUCCAUCGCAACACGGACGACCUGAUCGCGAUCCGGGUCCCGCCGACCGUCUCGCUCGGCGCGCUCCUCGACAAGGUCCGCGACCGGCUCGGGAGCGACGUCACGCAGCUGCGGUACCGCGAGGAGGGCGGCGGAGCGGCGGGUAGCGGGGCACAGUUCGUCGGCUUGCGCGACGACGAGGAGCUCGAGCGAUGGGUCAGGAGCGGCGCCAAGCUCGUGUUGGCGCGUCCCUCUCUCUCUCUCUCUGUGUGUGCGACGACCCCGACGAGGCACUGA
This is a messenger RNA of Rhodotorula graminis WP1, 1866 nucleotides long. RefSeq lists its product as uncharacterized. Gene Ontology annotation, cellular component: mating projection tip. Gene Ontology annotation, biological process: conjugation with cellular fusion. Gene Ontology annotation, molecular function: protein binding; phosphatidylinositol binding. The coding region runs from base 1 to 1866 and encodes 621 amino acids. The transcript is spliced from 3 exons. The record is from RefSeq and is a predicted model, not a curated record. NCBI's taxonomy places the organism in Eukaryota, Fungi, Basidiomycota, Microbotryomycetes, Sporidiobolales, Sporidiobolaceae.